CCCUUGCUCAGAAGUCCGGCGAGGAAGGGGACUCGCCGAUACAGAGUUGCUGCGGCGAAAAAAAAGCGAUGGUAGCGUCUCUGUACUCGAUCGUCGCUGUGUGCAAGAACAUGGGCAUUGGAAAAGACGGGAAGCUUCCUUGGCCUCCGCUCAGGAAUGAGUAUAAGCAUUUUCAGAAAAUGACAAUGACAACUAAAGAAGAAGGAAAGCAAAAUGUGGUCAUAAUGGGUAGGAAGACUUGGUACUCCAUCCCUGAGAAAAAUCGUCCUUUAAAAAACAGAAUUAAUGUAGUACUUAGUAAAGAACUAAAGGAUGUUCCUGACGGGGCCCAUUACUUGGCUAAAAGUCUGGAAGAAGCCCUAGAUCAUCUUGAAACACCAGAGAUGAAAAGAAAGGUAGACAAGAUUUGGAUAGUUGGAGGAAGUUCAGUAUAUAAGUUAUGUAGGUAUCUCUGUUGAUAUCCAGGAAGAGAAUGGAAUCCAGUAUAAAUUUGAAGUUUAUGAAAAUACCAUCUAGAUAUGAGCAAAAUUACCAUCUAAAUCUAUUUGCAGAAUUAAUCAAGACUUUUGCCUGCAUUGUAUUCUCUUCAAGAAGAAGAAAAAAGUCCCUUUGUGCUACAUCCUUCCCCCAUUCUAUGACGCUACUGUGCAAAAAAA
This is a messenger RNA of Protobothrops mucrosquamatus (brown spotted pit viper), 656 nucleotides long. It is a transcript of the gene DHFR, whose product is annotated as dihydrofolate reductase. Gene Ontology annotation, biological process: tetrahydrofolate biosynthetic process; folic acid metabolic process; glycine biosynthetic process. The record is from RefSeq and is a predicted model, not a curated record. Gene Ontology annotation, cellular component: mitochondrion. Lineage: Eukaryota; Metazoa; Chordata; Lepidosauria; Squamata; Viperidae. Gene Ontology annotation, molecular function: NADP binding; dihydrofolate reductase activity.